Molecule: messenger RNA, 3043 nt
Organism: Thecamonas trahens ATCC 50062
Lineage: Eukaryota; Apusomonadida; Apusomonadidae
Product: acid phosphatase
Exons: 2
Coding region: 20-2929 (969 amino acids)
Biological process (GO): magnesium ion transport; lipid metabolic process
Cellular component (GO): membrane
Molecular function (GO): phosphoric diester hydrolase activity; magnesium ion transmembrane transporter activity
Source: RefSeq, a predicted model, not a curated record
GUCUCCUCCAAGGAGCGAGAUGGCGGUCAACCCAUGGCUCAUUGUCAUGUCUGUUCUCGGGGGCUUUUGCUUCACCCUCGCACUGUUCAUCUUCAAACACACGUUGUGGUGGAUCGAGACCAGGGAGACGUCGAGGAGACCCAAGCACCUGUACAACUACGUGGGAUGGUAUCUUGGACUGCUGCUGUUUGCAGUGGGGAAGAUCUUGGAGGUUGUGCCUGCCCAGUACGAGGGCCUGUCAUGGUCAUCAGUGGCGCAGAUGUCGUCACUGGCGCUAACGGUUGUCUUGGAGGCACUCUUUCUCCCCGAUACGGACCUCUCACGCCUGGACUAUGUGGCUUACGCACUCAUCAUCGGCGGUCUCCUCUGUACCUCGCCGCUGGACUCGCAUGUCGAGGGCGAGUCGUUUGCCACCAUCUUUUUCAUCGCAUGCAUGCUCCUUGCGCUGUUCAUCUUCUCCAUCGGCCUGCGGAUCCUCAUUGCGCGCAAGGUCGAGAUCAAGGGUCUUUCGGCCGAGGCCAACGCCCGGUUCCGCAAGUACUUUCCGGUGGUGCUCAUGUCCGAGGUCACGCUCUUCUCGGCGCUCAUGUUUGCGUCGGCGCGAGUGACGACGCACCUUGUCUCCGCACUCCUCACCAUUGUCAGCAUCUACGUCGCCGCCUUUAUCGCCGUCUUUCUCUUCCAGCUCUUCCAGCUCACGCUUGCACUCCAUGACUACGAGUUUGGUUACGUCGUCCCGCUCUUCCACGUCAUGCGGCGGUACACCUCAAUUGUGGUCUCGCUGAUGCUCGGCCGUGCCGACGGCGCCUCGCCGUGGACCCACAUUGUGCUGCCCAUCUUUGGCAUGAUCCUCAUGGGCAUCGCUGUCUUUAUCCUGCAUCACUUUCGCGAAAACUUUUCGCACUUUCGGUCGGUGGCCAAGCACGAGGAUCGUGCGCCCAAGCUGCCGCUGCCCAAGGUCAAGACGGUCUCCGAGCCGGAAAACACGUUUGCCAAUGCUGCGCUCGCCGCCCUCGCCCAGAAGCGUGCCGUCAAGGAGACGAUGGACCGCCGGCUCCGCGCAGGCAAGUUUGACGCCCUUCCGGACGAAGACAAGGCCGAGGCCAUGCGCCUCUUUGUUGCUGCGCGCAACGCCGAGCUGGAGCAGUAUCGGCGCGAGCCAGUCACCGCACCGGCGCCGCCAUCGCCGUCGAACACGAUAGCCCGCACCGAGUCGAUGUGGUCCAUGGUUGGCCCGCGAGCUCGCGGCCGCUCGUCCGAGUACACCUACGCCUACUCGUACGCGUACUCGGAGGAGCAGGAGGAUAACGAAAGCUCGCUGGAGGGCGCUGGUACCAGCCUCCAUCCCGGUGGGAGCUCGCUCCGCCGCGGUGCCUCGAUACUCGACACUGAGCUACAGGACCUUGCUGGCGCAUCAAGCGCCAGCGACUCGGAGAUCCGUGGUCGGAUUCUCGCCCAACCGCCGCAGCGACACGAGGGCGCUUGGUACGAGCUCGGCCCGCUCUGCGGCGCGUGCCACGGCUCUGAUUCCGACUCGUCCGACGACGACGACGACGUCGUUGUCAUCGGAGGUGAGCCCGCUGCGGCCGCGUCCAAGCCGCGCAAGGCCGCCCACGCUCUCGCGCAGCUUGCAGUCCCGCUUCAAGGCGGGCCGCAGCCCAAGAUCAAGGCCAACCAUGAGGACGUGGCGGCGGCCUCGGGCUCAGGCUGGCUCUCUCUCGGCCGCGGCGUUGGCUGGCACAUCCCACUCCUGCCGGACACCGACCGUCACUCACAGCUCGCGCGUGCCGAUGGCCUCCACAUUUGCUCGCAGCACUGGUCGAUGGGCAUGAGAGGUGUCUUCUGCUGCUGCUUCUUUGCCGCGCUCUCACUCGUCUACCUCCUUGUCACCUUUACCCUCAUGGUCGGCCUCUACCGCGGGUGCCCCGGCGUCGCACCCUUUGCCGACCUCCCGCCGCUCCCGGCCUACAACUCGACGCCGGGCAUCGCCUUCAACCAUGUUAUCCAGCGCGGCAACCACAACUCGGCCCACCUCAAGCCAGUCUCAGUCUUCCCAGGCUUCUCGUCCGGCAUCCUUGCCUGGGCCUACGAGCACGAGCCGCUCGACGUCCAGCUUGACAAGGGCAAUCGCGUGUUUGAGAUCGACGUCCACAUCCGCGGUGGCGCUGCCGCCGUCUUCCAUGUCCAGCUCUGGGACGAUCAGUCGGCAUGCACCUGCCUUGCAGACUGCCUCCGCAUCCUCCUCGCCUGGUCGCUCCGCAACCCGGGCCACACCCCAUUUGUCGUUGGCCUCGAGAUCAAGUACGACUGGCAGGAGGACCUCGUCGCCGCCUACAACGGCAUCGACUUUGGCGACAUGGUCAUCAUCGAGGACACCUUCAAGUCCAUCUGGGGCGACCGCAUCGUCACUCCAGACAUCAUCCGUGGCUCGCACGCCAACCUCACCCAUGCCGUUCUAACCGACGGAUGGCCCUCGCUCGACGCCAUGCGUGACAAGAUGAUCAUCUUCCUCGACGACGAAAAGGAGCUCCGCGACUUGUACACCUCGCGCUCGCCCAUCCUCGAGAAUCGCGUCAUGUUCACCAUCUCAAAGGGCCAAGACCCACGCCCUGACAUGGCCGUCGUCAAGAUCAACGACCCCACAGACGACCAGGGCUACGACCUCAUUGUCUCUGCCGUCGAGCGCGGUUUUAUCGUCCGCACUCGCGCAGACUCGAAUGAGGAGUAUUGGGACAGGGACAACCCGUACCGCCUCGGCCGGGCCGUCUCUUCAGGCGCACAGAUCAUCUCCUUUGACUGGUUCGUCCACUCCAAGUGGCAUGCUGCUGUUGGCAACUACGUCGUCGGCUGCAACAACAGGACUGCGCCUGCUCACUGCGAUCCGGUCGCCAUCAACGUCCCCGGUUCUGUCAUCCCCCCGCCGCAGUAAGUUCCAGCUGCCUUGCGGUGCUGUUGGUACCGCGGGUGCAGCAAGCGAGCGCUGACGUGCGGCUGACCGGAAAGGUGUGCGCCGACGCGCACGAGUAAAGUGGCGACACCUCUU